Molecule: messenger RNA, 1711 nt
Organism: Oldenlandia corymbosa var. corymbosa
Lineage: Eukaryota; Viridiplantae; Streptophyta; Magnoliopsida; Gentianales; Rubiaceae
Source: the annotation of a GenBank genome assembly
UAACAAUGGAAAUUCUCACCUUUGUGGCAAUAUUCUCCCUAUUUAUCCUUGUCAUUCGCCUUCAUCACAAAAGCAACACAAAACCCUCAAAAACUCAUAACAACAGUCCACCAGGCCCUCCUGGUCUUCCAUUCAUUGGAAACUUACACCAAUUAGACAUGUCCUGCCUUUACAAAUACUUAUGGCAACUCUCAAAGCAAUACGGCCCUUUAAUGUUCAUAAAUCUGGGUUCAAUUCCAACACUUGUAGUUUCUUCAGCCAGAAUGGCUGAAGAAGUGAUGAAGAACCAAGAUUUGGUAUUUUGUAGUCGGCCUAAAAUGGUAGGACAUCGAAGGAUGAGCUAUAACCGCUUGGACGUCGCGUUCGCGCCCUACAGUCAAGAAUGGAGAGAAAUGAGGAAGAUCUGUGUUCUUCAUCUCCUGAGCACGAAAAGGGUUCAACAGUUUCGUCCCAUUCGCGAAGAUGAAGCGAUUCGAAUGAUCAAAAGCAUAUCGCGAAAAGCUGAAUUAUCCGAAGCUGUGGAUUUGAGUGACACACUUGUGUCGAUUACUAGUACAAUCAUAUGUAGGGUUGCUUUUGGGAAAAGAUGGGAUGAGGGAGGCAAAGAAAGAAGAAGGUUUCAUGAACUUUUGGAUGAAGUUCAAGCAAUGUUUAUGGGAUUCUUUUUCGCGGAUUAUUUUGCUUCUAUUGGUUGGGUUGAUAGAUUAACAGGAAUGCAUUCUCGACUUGAGGCUAUCUUUAAGAAGUUUGAUGCAUUUUAUGAAGAACUAAUCGAUGAGCACCUUGAUCCAAAUAGACCAAAAUCCAUGGAUGAUGACAUUAUUGAUCUCAUGCUUCAAAUACGACAGGACGGAUCAACUUCAUUCGAUUUGACCAUAGAUCAUAUCAAAGCUCUUCUCAUGAAUGUAUUCCUUGCUGGGACGGACACAACUGCAGUAACAGUGACUUGGGCAAUGGCAGCUCUAAUACAAAACCCUAACAUCAUGAAAAAGUUGCAGACAGAGAUCAGAGAAACAAUCGGAACAAAGAAAGAACUGAUAGAUGAAGACGACAUCGAAAAGCUUCCUUAUCUUAAUGCAACCGUUAAGGAGACCAUGAGAUUGUACCCGGCAGUACCACUUCUUGUUCCAAGGGAAACAAUGGAAAAAUGCCACAUUGAUGGAUACGAAAUCCAACCUAAGACUUUGGUGUAUGUCAACGCGUUUGCUGUCGGAAGAGAUCCGGAGAUGUGGGAAAAUGCAAAUGAGUUUUGCCCAGAUAGGUUUUUGAACACCACUAUUGAUCUUAAAGGGUUGGAUUUUCAGUUGAUCCCAUUCGGAUCGGGUCGAAGAGGCUGCCCCGGGUACCUCAUGGGUUUAUCCACCGUUCAUCUCUUGCUCGCGAAUCUUGUCUACUCUUUUGAUUGGGAACUGCCUUUUGGUGUGAAGAAAGAAGACUUUGAUGAUGAAGCUUUGCCUGGUCUUACAAUGAAGAAGAAAAAUGCACUGAAACUUGUGCCAAAGAUCCCUACUACUGCUGCCAAAACUCUUUAGUGUGUGAUUGUUUGUUUCUUUUUCUUUUGUCUUGAUAUUUUAUAGUUUCAAGCGGUGUUGUCUUUAAAUUUAUUUCUGUAUAAUGGAAAAGGAUAUAAAAAAUUUGUGCCCGUGAUUUCGAAUGAAUUAUUCGGAUGUUUUUUCUUGAAUGUGAUUGAAAUAAAAUAGUUUAACUCUCA